Molecule: messenger RNA, 2787 nt
Organism: Colletotrichum truncatum
Lineage: Eukaryota; Fungi; Ascomycota; Sordariomycetes; Glomerellales; Glomerellaceae
Source: RefSeq, a predicted model, not a curated record
AUGACUUCACCAUUCUGGCAUACACAGCACGGCGUGAACUCGCCAAUAUGGCAGACUGAACCGACACGUCGUCGUGAUUCCCCGACGGGCAGCUCUCAGCUUCGACGUACAAACACGCCCAGUCGUCGUCGCACAAGAGUUGAGACUCAGUGCCGCCCUCCAGUUUCCAGUAGCAGCAGGCCUUCCUUAAACUCAAGAUACACCUCGCCAGAAGAUGAGUCGAAAACAACUGCAUCUUCUACGCUGCCUUCGCGCUCUAGUAGAUCGCCAAGGCGCGUCUACAGCUCAUCAUCGCAGCCCUAUGACCAGUGCCGCAGUCCCGUCAUGACCCUCAGGAUAUUGUCGCCAAGCCGACAUAGCGCACGGGACGAAAAGAGCCAGAGUGACCAUAAGGCUCGCCCUGUCCAGCAAUCCCCGGAAUCGCCUCCUGGUGCGUCUCAUGCUACGGGACGAAUGGCGGAUAACAAGUUGACGUCCCCCAAACGGCGACGGCAUCAGCUGAGAGAUUCUAUCCUGUUGAAACGCAGGGACUCACCCGACUCCUCAAAGCCGCCUGUUGCGGCAUCAGCAAACACAUCCAAAAGACUCCCGGAAACGCCUGAAGAGCGGACUGAGUCCUCUUGGCUUGGAAGCUUGCCUGCCGCACCAGUAACUCCUUCAAAGUCGAGGUUGAGGGGUUUCCCCAAGCUUGCAGCUUUCUCUCGAGACCCAAAGCCAGCUAGGUUACCCGAUAAUGAAACUGGACCGUCGCCUCACAGAGAUGAACCAGAAGCCGUCAAGAAGCAAGCUGGCUCCUCGGUCGAUAUUCCUCACAAUCCUAGCGGCCACCUGGUUUCUCGGAUUUGCACUAUGAUCCUGGAUGAAGACGUCAGUAUCGGUGGCGCCAACGUCGACAGAUCGUCCCUUGCGCUCAAGGUCUGGGACGCGGUAGUGAAGUGCUUAGACGACAUAUCCCAGGCUCCUCCUCACGAACCUGCCGGCAAACCUCAAUUUGAUAGUCCGACUACUGGUAAGGAUUCUCCUGCGUCGACGUUUACAGCUUCGAGUACUAGGAAUCCAUGGCCAUUGGAAGCAUGGGGAUAUAGGCAUGGCUAUAGGACCGGAAGCGAUGGCGAAGGUCGGCGCGCUGGUGAAGUUCGGAAAGAGAAGGGAGGAGAGAAGAAGCCCGAGCUCUUGCCUCUGUCCACACCAGCUGAACAAUGGAGUGACGGUAAUAGUCAUACUCCAGCGCCGCCUCUACCUCUGCCUUGUCCAUUUAGGACUCGCAAUCCCGCACGUUUUAAUGUGAACGACAGUUGGCAUUGUGCUCAAGGACAAUGGACUAAUCUCUCCGAACUGCAGCAACAUAUUGCAAAACACCACCGACAUCCUAACGAGGCUUACUUGUUCCAGUGCCCCCGUUGCGACAAAGGGUUCUCGGAGCCUAAAGCCUUUAAAGACCACCUCAUGCUUCCAAGAGAGCAAAUGUGCGAUCCUAGGUCUGAGGGUACUGCUACCAGCAAUGACCCAGAAGACGGCAUUACCGCUGGAAGGGCGAGAGCCCUUUCUGAAGGUGUAGAGCGUGGCAAGAUUGGCUCAUGGGACGACUUAUGGAAAUGCCUUUUUCCUACAGACAGGAUGGUCCCUCGGCCAGCUAUUCUACCCGCCAUUGAACUGGCUCAGGUUGAGCAAGAGGUGUUUGCCAGCAACAACAUGUCAAGCCUCAAGGCUAAUCUUGAGGAGCGCCUGAAGUUUCUUGCCUCGCAAUCCUCCAACAGUGAAAUGUUCAUGGCACAGAUGCCAGUAAUCACCGGGUCUAUAUCACUCGUCGUCGAGGCUCACCUUAGGAGCGUCUUCAUCAAUUGCCGUAGUCAAACCCCUGCGCGCAUACCCCGAUUGCGGUCGACUUCCCUUCAGGCGCAACGUCCGGUGAAUAAUCGGCCGAGAAACCUCUCAUGGGCGUCCUCGGCGGGAAUUAGGAACAUUGAGAAAUCAGACCAUCCUCGGCCAGCUACCGCUGCGAACGACACCAAAGCUCUCGCACGAGGAACACCUCGCCCUUACAUGCACAACAGACGAAGCCACAGCGAUGGCGCGUCACAAGUGAAGGCCCUCCGAGCUGCGACCCUGCCUGCUCCCUCGACGCUCACCAUCCCCUUCCCCCGAAUAUCAGUCUUGACCGAGCAAUCAGACUUGCCUCCCUCCAAUACCUCAGAGAAAAGCAACACAUCACCAAAGCAUCACUCAUCGGAUGCAGAGUAUUCUUCUGGAGUUGAAUCCAACCCGACUAGCGCAGGCGGGCUUCGUGACUCGAAUAAUACCGAUAUCCGUUGCAGCAAAUGCAACAUAAGGCCGAGCCUGCGCCCGGAUGAAGAGGUCUUUCACGGACCCCACACCAGUGUGUCCUCGACCCAAGGGACACAAGGCUCGAGCUGCAGGUUUUCAGACUCGGGGAUUGGUAUCCUGUGCCGCAAUUGCAGGAUGCUCGAGGAGUUGAUCAACUCGUACUCGCGGACUUCAUCACAGUCGGCGAAAUCUGACCAACGGGCCCCUGGGGGCCCGGGACCGCCAGAGGUAAGAGCAAAGAAGAUGGUACUACCCUUCUCACCGAAUCCUUCGGACUCUCUGGACGAGAAUGAUGAGGAGACGCUGUUUGAUUUGAUUCUCGACUCUGCGACGUAUGUUGACGAUGAUGGGCAGCGGAAGACGCACCCUGUUUCGCCCAUGUUUCCUCCGCCAAGGCAAGAUUUACCGCAGUCCCCUCUUGGGAAGUAUGAUCGGUAUAGAAAUGAUGGGAAUUUCUUUUAA